GAAUCCGGUAACAUAAUGAGCGCUUCUUUGAUUAGCGCUCUUCCUCCCUGCGGUAAUGAGCCGCCUAUGCCCGACGAAUGGCGCCUGUACAGGCUGGCUACGCGCCUCAGCACCUUCGCUAACUGGCCAUUUACGGAAGACUGCGCUUGCACCCCAGAGCGGAUGGCAGAAGCUGGAUUUGUUCACUGCCCCAGUGACAACAGUCCAGAUGUAGUUAAGUGUUUCUUCUGUCUCAAGGAACUGGAAGGUUGGCAGCCUGAGGAUGACCCUAUGGAUGAACAUAAGAAACAUUCACCAAGCUGCUUAUUCAUUGCAUUGAAGAAGAAAGCAGAGGAACUGACACUGAGCGAGUUCCUGAAACUGGACUUGGAGCGUACGAAAAUCAAGAUGCAAAAGCAGAUGAACCAGCACAUUGAAAAUUUCCAGGCAAAAGCAAAUGUGGUGCGAGGUCACUUGGAGAAACUUGAUGCAGAUGAAACACAGUGAUAUAUUUUUUUUAAUUUUGUAUUUUAAUAGUGAGUGUGUAUAUAUAGCCUGACUGUAAAAACUAUAUAUUCCUUUUUAUGAAAGAAUCCACACUUCCAUUUUUGGUUGUUUUUUUACUUACUGAUUUCAUGUACUCAUGAACUCAAUCAGAGAUUUUAAUUGAUAUGCUAGCUACACACCUCUUUAUAUACGUGUUCUUGAACUUUUCUUUUUUCCUACAGAAAUGUCCAUCACCUACACAUUUCCAUUGAAGUAGCGCAUAUAUUUGUAAAAUACAUACAAUUUUAAAUAUCUCUAUGCUUGGAAUAUUUUAUUGUUAAGGAUGGUGUACUGUAGCGCACUGCUGUCUGCUGUUGCAAAACUCUUGACACAGGGCUGGUAGGGGAAACUGGCAGUUUGAACUUACUUGCAGGAAUUUUAGACUGUGGCUUGCCAGGUAAUGCUGUACUGUAAUUGCUACAGACAGUCAGAAAGAUCAGAGCUCUGUACAUAAAGAUUAUAAACCUAUAUAAUAUUACCUGGUCAUUCUACUUAAACAUUACGUAUAGAAAAUAUUUUUUUGUGAAGAAUGUAACUGAUGUCAAUACAAAAUAACUACAGCACUUUAAAUGGCCAACACAACUCAUAAUAUUUUGUCUAAACUCCAGCUUUACUCAA
Xenopus tropicalis (tropical clawed frog) is the source of this 1143-nucleotide messenger RNA. RefSeq names its product baculoviral IAP repeat containing 5 (gene birc5). Lineage: Eukaryota; Metazoa; Chordata; Amphibia; Anura; Pipidae. Gene Ontology annotation, cellular component: spindle; cytoplasm; chromosome, centromeric region. The record is from RefSeq and is marked provisional.